Molecule: messenger RNA, 918 nt
Organism: Penicillium angulare
Lineage: Eukaryota; Fungi; Ascomycota; Eurotiomycetes; Eurotiales; Aspergillaceae
Product: class I SAM-dependent methyltransferase
Exons: 10
Coding region: 1-918 (305 amino acids)
Molecular function (GO): methyltransferase activity
Source: RefSeq, a predicted model, not a curated record
AUGGAUGACGAGACAAUACUUCCUGAUUCUAAUCUUUAUUAUCCGCAAUAUGAUGAGGCCGCCGAUGAUUGGCAAUCUAGCACAUUUAGCAAGGUUGCUCCCAAGGCUGUGCUCACCAGUUGCAGAUAUCAGACUCUCCGUGAGAGCGGGGUCCAUGUGCCUGCUGAUGAACAGAUGUUUGAAGUUUAUCGAAUAGUUCAUCUAGUUUGCUUAAUAGCUGAUUCGCAUCGUAAGAAUCCUUUGUUUCGUGCCCCUAUAGGCAAAAACCCGAAACAUAUUCUUGAUAUUGGAACUGGUUGUGGUUCAUGGCCUAUUGAUGUGGCAGACAAGUUCCCAGAGGCGACUGUCCGUGGGGUGGAUCUAUUCCCCCCUCCAGUUAAUUGGGCACCACCAAACUGCAUCCUCGAAGUAGAUGAUAUCCUCAAGAGUUGGACAUGGCGACAACCCUUUGACCUGAUUCACCUUCGAAUAUUGGAUUGUGCCUUCACGCCCGAAGAAACAAAACAAGUUUAUAAACAAUGCUAUGACCAUCUAGAGCCAGGAGGAUGGAUCGAGCAAGUGGAGGUAAGUGCCUUUCUCGAGAGCGACGAUGGAAGCAUACCUGAAGAUAGUAUCAUCCGAAGCUGGGGCCCCCGUAUGACCAUGUCAGCUGAAAGGUCAGGCCGAAGCUUCGGUAUAAUGCGCACGAUGCGGGCAUCAAUGGAGGAAGCCGGCUUUGUGGAUGUUCACGUCAAAAACUACAAGUUGCCCAUUGGCCCGUGGCCAAAGGAUAAGCAGCUGAAAGAAAUUGGCUCCAUCAAUUAUUAUCACUGGGUGGAUGGGAUGGAAGGAUAUUGUUUGUGGCUUUUGACAAAGUUUGGAGUUCCAGAGCCUUGGUCAAAAGAGGAGAACGAGGAUAUGGGCGAAGAAACCGCUUGA